Dalotia coriaria is the source of this 1421-nucleotide messenger RNA. RefSeq lists its product as uncharacterized. The coding region runs from base 77 to 1372 and encodes 431 amino acids. The record is from RefSeq and is a predicted model, not a curated record. The transcript has 4 exons. Gene Ontology annotation, biological process: recombinational repair. Lineage: Eukaryota; Metazoa; Arthropoda; Insecta; Coleoptera; Staphylinidae.
GGCACUACCAGUUCUAUAAUUCUACUUUUUGUGUACAUACUUGCAGUUUAGUAGGUUAACUGUUUUGUUUAUAAUAAUGCCUAAUUGUGAUAAUUUAAACACCUCACUCAACAUCUCUGUUGAUGAUUUUUCACCAAUUGCCAGCAGUUCGCAACAAUGCAAUGUUACCAUGCAACAAGUGUUAUCGAAUACCAACAAAAGUCUUCAUUUGUUGAAAAACCCAGACAAAAACAAUCAAGAAACAAAGUUUGAUCACAUGUCAACAUCUGGGUUAUGGUCCAGCUUUGAGAAACACAACUCAAAUGAAAAUGAACAAGAAAUAACUUUGACACAGUUACAUAACAUUGGAUCUUCUAGUAUACUCUGGAAUUUAAAGUCAUGGAUUGAUGCAUCAGAAGAGUUCCACAAGGAAAUGGAGUAUUUAAAUAUAAAUACUAUCAAGAAACAAAUGAAGAAUUUGGUGGUGCCAUUUCUGGUUGCAAUCAUUGACAAAGAAGACUGUAUUCAAGAUACUUUAAAUGUUUAUAAUAGUGCUACAUUUAUUCUAAGAGAUCCAUCAGGAACAAUUAAAGCUGUGAUUUCCAAAGAUAUUCUUAAUGAAAAUGAAUAUCUUGUUUCAAAUUCCGUUGUGGUGCUCAGGAACUUCAGGGUUUUACAAAUUAAGAAAGUAUACUAUAUUAUUUUAAACAAACAGAAUCUGGAAGCAGUGUUUACGGGACACACAAAAGUUUCACUGCUAGCUCAUCAAGAACUUCCAAAACAUAAUGUUUUUAUAAAUACUAAAGAAACUACUGAUUUGCCAUUAGAAAACAAACAGAAUAAUGCAGAGAAAUUAAUUAAAACAAGUUCUGUUAUGCCAAAGCUAGAUUUAGAGUUAAACAUUGAAGAUAAUUCUACUAAAAUGUUAAAUAAUUCAGUAGUAAAUUGUGAUACAAUGAACAAAACUGCAAACGCAAGAGACAGAUUAAAUCAGACUUCUUUUAUAAUGCCUGAUUUAGAUUUUGAUUUUGAUGGUGAAAUAGACUGUGAUACAGAUGAAGGCAGUAAUCCCUUGAAAAGGCAAAAAAUAGAUGUUGAACAUGCUAAGAAAAGUGAUUCUGCCAUAUCUAUUGAUGCAAACUGCACUGAUAUUAAGAACAGUUUGGUUAAUGUGAAACCCAAGCAAGCAUUUAAGUUUGUGAAACGAAAAAUAGAAUUAGACAAUAAGAUAUCAAAUUUUGGAUCUCAUUUAGAAGAGCCACAACUUCAACAGAAUGAAAAACCAGAUAUUUUCAGUCAAGUUGGAAGUACAACUGAAAAGCCUGAGGAUAAACAGAUUGUCGAGCAAGUAUUUGAGGGGUUAGAUGUAUCUUGUUUGUUGGAUGACUUUUAAUGUUGUAUUUUAGUACUUUUCUUGAUUAAAUGUAAUUGUAAAUGAAUAA